Messenger RNA from Dipodomys ordii (Ord's kangaroo rat), 3309 nucleotides. RefSeq names its product TBC1 domain family, member 22A (gene Tbc1d22a). Lineage: Eukaryota; Metazoa; Chordata; Mammalia; Rodentia; Heteromyidae. Gene Ontology annotation, molecular function: GTPase activator activity. The transcript is spliced from 13 exons. Bases 96 to 1664 code for a protein of 522 amino acids. The record is from RefSeq and is a predicted model, not a curated record. Gene Ontology annotation, biological process: activation of GTPase activity.
CCCGGGGCCGAGUCGGGGCACCGGGGAGGGCCGCGGGGGGCAGGCCGGCCGCACUUGGGGUGUCGGGUCGCGGGUCUGAGGGAUGAGGAGGGGCCAUGGCCAGCGACGGGGCCAGGAAGCAGUUCUGGAAGCGCAGCACCAGCAAAGUCCCGGGCAGCAUCCAGCAUGUGUACGGAGCCCAGCACCCACCUUUUGAUCCACUGCUACAUGGCACCUUGCUCAAGUCCACACCCAAGGUGCCUACCACCCCGGUGAAGGCCAAAAGGGUCAGCACGUUCCAGGAGUUUGAGAGCAACACGAGCGAUGCGUGGGACGCGGGGGAGGACGACGACGAGCUCCUGGCCAUGGCGGCCGAGAGCCUGAACACGGAGGUGGUCAUGGAGACGGCCCACCGCGUCCUGCGCAACCACAGGCAGCGGCAGGGCCAGCCCGCUCCUCCCCAGCCGCCAGUGCACGAGCAGGAGCCAAAGCUCGUGGCAGAGCCGCCUGUGGCUGAGCUUCCAGCAGCCCCAAGCGGCGACCUGCGGCUGGUGAAGUCGGUCAGCGAGAGCCACACGGCCUGUCCUGCAGCGAGCGCCAGCGACGCCAUCCCUCUGCAGAGAUCCCAGUCUCUCCCACACUCAGCCACCGUGGCUCUGGGAGGGACGUCUGACCCGAUCACCCUCGGUGGCUCAGCACGGAGUAACAGAGAGGCCUCCCGGCUGGACAAGUUCAAGCAGUUGCUCGCUGGCCCCAACACCGACCUCGAGGAGUUACGGAAGCUGAGUUGGUCCGGAAUCCCUAAGCCAGUUCGUCCAAUUACGUGGAAACUCCUCUCGGGUUACCUUCCUGCCAAUGUAGACCGAAGACCGGCCACUCUCAAGAGAAAACAAAAGGAAUAUUUUGCUUUCAUCGAGCACUAUUAUGACUCCAGGAAUGACGAAGCUCACCAGGACACAUACAGACAGAUCCACAUAGACAUCCCUCGGAUGAGUCCUGAAACACUGAUACUUCAACCCAAGGUGACGGAGAUUUUUGAAAGAAUCUUGUUCAUAUGGGCCAUCCGUCACCCUGCCAGUGGAUACGUGCAGGGGAUAAAUGACCUCGUCACUCCUUUCUUUGUGGUCUUCAUUUGUGAGCACAUAGAAGAGGAGGACGUGGACAGGGUCGACGUCGCCAGCGUGCCGGCAGAGGUGCUGCGCAACAUCGAGGCUGACACCUACUGGUGCAUGAGCAAGCUGCUGGACGGCAUUCAGGACAACUACACCUUUGCUCAACCUGGCAUUCAACUGAAAGUGAAGAUGUUGGAGGAGCUCGUGAGCCGGAUUGAUGAGCAAGUCCACGGGCACCUGGAGCAGCACGAGGUGCGGUACCUGCAGUUUGCCUUCCGCUGGAUGAACAACCUGUUGAUGAGGGAGGUGCCGCUGCACUGUACCGUCCGUCUGUGGGACACCUACCAGUCUGAACCCGAGGGCUUUUCUCAUUUCCACUUGUACGUGUGUGCUGCUUUUCUUGUGAGAUGGAGGAAAGAAAUACUAGAAGAAAGAGAUUUUCAAGAGCUGCUGCUCUUCCUUCAGAACCUGCCCACCGCUCACUGGAAUGAUGAGGACAUCAGCCUGUUGCUGGCUGAGGCCUACCGCCUCAAGUUUGCAUUCGCAGAUGCCCCGAAUCACUACAAGAAGUGAGGCUGGGCUUGCAGCCAUGGCCUCACGCCCAGGGCGGUGCCCCCUCCCUGCCCGGCCAGGCGGAGGCCCCUCCGUGCUGGUCCUGGGCUGGGCACAGCCUUGCAGGGCAGUCCCACCCUGCUGGCAGCCUGCUAGAAUGGGCCCCGGCUUGGCCCAGGGCUGGGGGGAUGGGCAGCCUCAGUUUUCUGAGAUACCAAAGACAGCCAGGAAGGGCCUCAGUUCUGGGGCCCCACUUGGGCCAGGAGUCUCCCUCACCCUGUCUCGGUGCAUCCUUGCCAAAUGCUUAUCCCCUGGGCCUCUGCCCAGGGGCGGCGGACCGGCAGAUCCUGCAGGAGAGGCCUGCUGUCCGUGCCAGGCGGGCUAGCCAUCCAGGCCUACUCUGAAAUGCAAAACUAUGCUGUUGCGUGGAAGAAUAAAACAGACAAAAUGCUGAGCAAGGUGUUGCAGUCAGCUGGGGUCUCUGUGUGCACAGAGCCUCUGGUAGCCAGCCGAGGCCUGGGCAGAGCUGGCUGGAAGCAGGUGUCAGGAGAGGGGUCCUGAGGAGAUGGGGGACAGAGGCCGGAGGCCAAGCAAAGCCUGUCACAGUUGCCUUACUUUUCAUUUCUAGUCACCCCGCUCCCGGCACUUGAUGGUCUCAGUCCAAUGACCCACUGGGGAGGGGCUGUCCUGAGGGCCCCAAGAUGGCCACCAGCAGUGUGGGUGUAGCGCUCUGAGGCCCUGCCCUCCGUGGGGGCCCCACGUGGCUGCUUGGGCCUCCAGGAGAGAAGAGCAGCUGGGGACGCACAUCAACCAGGAGCUGCCUCUUCGCCUCUGUGUUGAUUGGCUCCCGGGCACACUGGGGCUGGAUUUGCUGCUCCCAGGUCUUCAGUCAUGCCUCCUGCAUGCUCUCCCGGUGUCACAGGAUGCCUGGCCCGGGUGACAGGAUCACCCUGUGGAGCCAUCGGGCCACCUGUGAGGUGAGGCAUUAGGCCUAGCCCCUCAAGGCGCCUGCUCUCAGAGACCCAUUGUGGCCCUGUUCUCACAUCUGUCCCUCCUUUUGGAGCUGAUGCAGCCCCUGCCCAGGUUCCAGGACAUUUCCCAGAGGCCAUGGGAUAUGUAGGGCGUGUGAUAUAUGUGUAUUCUGGCUUCUGGUAAAAUAAUUUUGGGCCUUUGUGUAUAGCAUGGAAUUCACACAGCAUACGGUGCAAGUGCCCUGCUCUCCCAGGUCACCUCAGUGACCUACCCGAUCACCCCCAGCCAGAAUGAGGGGGCUCCUCAGACCAGCUCCAAGUGGGCUUCCUGCCCAUCCAGUCCUUCCUGGAGUUAAGGGGGUCCACUUAUAAAUAAAAUCAACCCUGUGGCUCUGUGCUCAGAUGUCCCUACUUGUCUAGCCAAGAUCAGCCCUGGGAAUGCCCCCUUCCAUAGUUCUGAUUGUUCUGUGCAGCCAGAGUUUAGGGGACACUAAAGCUGACCUCUCGAGCCAGUUCAUCUUCCAAAGGGGCCGGGCCCAUGAGGUUUUGUCCUGCGUGUUUUCAUGUGUGCACUGUGAGGCCGGAUGCGAGGGAUGCUGACAGCCCUGGUGUAAGCAGGUGUCCCCAGUGGGGCAGCGUGUGUGUCUGGAAUGUGACGUGCCAGAAACAUGGAAUAAAGAUGCUUAACAAGCCCA